AUGGCAAAUAUAUCUCACGUUGACUCCACAAAUGGAGCAUCUUUGAAAUUUCCCAACACCGGAACUUUUCAGGGCUUCAAUAAGCCAUCUCGUCUUGAAGGCGACAUUUUCGACUGCGAGGUAGAUGGAGAAAUUCCCACCGAUAUUGAUGGCACUUUCUACCGCGUGCAGCCGGACCACCGCUUCCCUCCAAUGUUCUCCGACGACAUCCAUUUCAAUGGCGACGGAAGUGUGAGCGCAGUUCGCAUCGCCAAUGGCCGCGUGGACUUCAAGCACCGUUAUGUUCAUACGGAUCGCUAUAACGCCGAAACCGAGCAAAGAAAAUCGCUUUUUGGCAAGUACCGGAAUCCAUUUACCGACAAUGCGUCUGUGGAAGCAGUCAUUCGGACAGCUGCCAAUACAAAUGUGUUCUUCUGGAGAGGAGCACUGCUGGCUACAAAGGAGGACGGUCCUCCAUUUGCAAUGGACCCAGUUUCCUUAGAGACAGUCGGACGUUAUGACUUUGAUGGCCAAGUGCUGUCUCCGACCUUUACUGCGCACCCGAAAUUUGAUCCUGUCACGGGGGAAAUGGUCUGCUUUGCCUAUGAGGCUGGCGGGAAUGGAAAUGAUGCAUCCUGUGAUAUUGUGGUGUAUACCAUCGAUUCUAACGGUAAAAAGACCGAGGAAGCUUGGUAUAAAGCACCAUUUUGCGGCAUGAUUCAUGAUUGCGGAUUGUCCGAGAACUACUUGAUUCUACCUAUGACCCCUUUAAAGUCCUCUCUCGAUCGGAUGAAGAAAGGAGGAGCGCAUUGGGCAUGGGACCCCAAUGAGGACCAGCUUUACGGCAUCGUGCCUAGGAGAGGUGGAAAGCCGGAAGAUAUUGUAUGGCUUAGGGCAGACAAUGGUUUCCAUGGACAUGUAGCAGGAUGUUACGAGAACGAGGAAGGAAAAAUCGUUUUCGAUCUCUCCGUUGCUGCCGGAAACGUUUUCUUCUUUUUUCCCCCAGAGGAUACCAUGGCUGGGACGGUGGCAGAGAGAAAUAAAACGACAAAUCAGACUGUUCGUUGGAUCUUUGAUCCUAAGUCGAAGACUGACACGCGUGUCACCCCCACCGAGAUCAUGGACACCGUCAAUGGUGAAUUUUCCCGCAUUGACGACCGUUUCGUUACGAAAGAAUAUCAGCAUUUUUGGCAGGCAUGCAUCGAUCCGAGUCGGCCAUAUGACUUUGAAAAGUGCGGCUCACCCGCAGGAGGUUUAUUCAACUGUUUGGGUCAUUUCACCUGGGAUAAGAAGGUCAAUGAUGUAUAUUGGGCGGGUCCAACAGCUACCUUCCAAGAACCCACUUUCAUCCCGAAAGAUAGCGGCAUUGAAGGUGACGGAUAUAUCAUCGCGUUCCUCAAUCACCUUGAUGUCUUGCGCAACGACAUUGUGAUAUUCGACGCCCAGAAUCUGAAUGACGGCCCCAUUGCCACCAUUCAUCUACCCUUCAAGUUACGUCUGGGACUUCAUGGAAACUUUGUCGAUCACAAAGAGAUAGCAGCAUGGCAAAAGCGACGAGAAGAAGGGAGUGAGAUUGGACCUCUGCGUGCGGCCACCGAGCCGCUCCCAUGGCAGAAACAGUUUGUCUCACAGUAA
Messenger RNA from Penicillium concentricum, 1614 nucleotides. RefSeq names its product carotenoid oxygenase family protein. Gene Ontology annotation, molecular function: carotenoid dioxygenase activity. The transcript is spliced from 2 exons. Lineage: Eukaryota; Fungi; Ascomycota; Eurotiomycetes; Eurotiales; Aspergillaceae. The record is from RefSeq and is a predicted model, not a curated record. Gene Ontology annotation, biological process: carotene catabolic process. The coding region runs from base 1 to 1614 and encodes 537 amino acids.